Molecule: messenger RNA, 15999 nt
Organism: Closterium sp. Naga37s-1
Lineage: Eukaryota; Viridiplantae; Streptophyta; Zygnematophyceae; Desmidiales; Closteriaceae
Source: the annotation of a GenBank genome assembly
AUGGGAAAUCCAGACGGCAUAGUACGCUGGGAAAUGGGGAGGGACGAGAGAACGUGUCGUUUCCACGACCCGCGAUUUAGUCUGUCGCUCGUGGCCGUGUUUCUUCUGUCGCUAGCCCUGCAGCAGCAGACCGCGUUUGCUCAAGCCGUCAACGGAACCGACUUUCAUGCAUGCCUGUCCUCCUCCCCUCUACCUGCCCCGGCAGGGAAGACGCUGCUGCGCAUCCGCAACGAGCUCAACUUCACCAACCCCGCGCGCAGCCCCAAGGCAUACUGGAAGAGCGCCAAGAGCUGCGACGAGCUCUUUGGGGUUAUCUAUCACGUUGAUACAACCUUCUGCUCUCCCCGCUCCUCCUCACCAACUACCCACACCCUCCCCACAUCCUCCCCACACCCUCCCCACACCCUCCCCACAUCCUCCCCACACCCUCCCCACACCCUCCCCACAUCCUCCCCACACCCUCCCCACCCCUCCCCACAUCCCCCCCACACCCUCCCCACACCCUCCCCACACCCUCCCCACACCCUCCCCACAUCCUCCCCACACCCUCCCCACACCCUCCCCACAUCCUCCCCACACCCUCCCCACACCCUCCCCACAUCCUCCCCACACCCUCCCCACACCCUCCCCACAUCCUCCCCACACCCUCCCCACACCCUCCCACACCCUCCCCACAUCCUCCCCACACCCUCCCCACACCCUCCCCACACCCUCCCCCACACUCCCCACACCCUCCCCACACCCUCCCCACAUCCUCCCCACACCCUCCCCACACCCUCCCCACACCCUCCCCACACCCUCCCCACAUCCUCCCCCACCCCUCCCCAACCCUCCCCACACCCUCCCCACACCCUCCCCACAUCCUCCCCACACCCUCCCCACACCCUCCCCACAUCCUCCCCACACCCUCCCCACACCCUCCCCACAUCCUCCCCACACCCUCCCCACACCCUCCCCACAUCCUCCCCACACCCUCCCCACACCCUCCCCACAUCCUCCCCACACCCUCCCCACACCCUCCCCACAUCCUCCCCACACCCUCCCCACACCCUCCCCACAUCCUCCCCACACCCUCCCCACACCCUCCCCACAUCCUCCCACACCCUCCCCACACCCUCCCCACAUCCUCCCCACACCCUCCCCACACCCUCCCCACAUCCUCCCCACACCCUCCCCACACCCUCCCCCACAUCCUCCCCACACCCUCCCCACACCCUCCCCACAUCCUCCCCACACCCUCCCCACACCCUCCCCACAUCCUCCCCACACCCUCCCCACACCCUCCCCACAUCCUCCCCACACCCUCCCCACACCCUCCCCACAUCCCCCCACACCCCCCCACACCCUCCCACACCUCCCCACAUCCUCCCCACACCCUCCCCACACCUCCCCACAUCCUCCCCACACCCUCCCCACACCCUCCCACAUCCUCCCCACACCCUCCCCACACCCUCCCCACACCCUCCCACACCCUCCCCACACCCUCCCCACACCCUCCCACACCCUCCCCACACCCUCCCCACAUCCUCCCCACACCCUCCCCACACCCUCCCCACAUCCUCCCCACACCCUCCCCACACCCUCCCCACAUCCUCCCCACACCCUCCCCACACCCUCCCCACAUCCUCCCCACACCCUCCCCACACCCUCCCCACAUCCUCCCCACACCCUCCCCACACCCUCCCCACAUCCUCCCCACACCCUCCCACACCCUCCCCACAUCCUCCCCACACCCUCCCCACACCCUCCCCACAUCCUCCCCACACCCUCCCCACACCCUCCCCACAUCCUCCCCACACCCUCCCCACACCCUCCCCACAUCCUCCCCACACCCUCCCACACCCUCCCCACAUCCUCCCCACACCCUCCCCACACCCUCCCCACAUCCUCCCCACACCCUCCCCCACACCCUCCCCACAUCCUCCCCCACACCUCCCCACACCCUCCCCACAUCCUCCCCACACCCUCCCCACACCCUCCCCACAUCCUCCCCACACCCUCCCCACACCCUCCCCACAUCCUCCCCACACCCUCCCCCACCCCUCCCCACACCCUCCCCACAUCCUCCCCACACCCUCCCACACCCUCCCCACACCCUCCCACACCCUCCCCACACCCUCCCCACACCCUCCCCACACCCUCCCCACACCCUCCCCACCCUCCCCACAUCCUCCCCACACCCUCCCCACACCCUCCCCACACCCUCCCCACACCCUCCCCACAUCCUCCCACACCCUCCACACCCUCCCCACACCCUCCCCACACCCUCCCCACAUCCUCCCCACACCCUCCCCACACCCUCCCCACACCCUCCCCACACCCUCCCCACAUCCUCCCCACACCCUCCCCACACCCUCCCCACACCCUCCCCACACCCUCCCCACAUCCUCCCCACACCCUCCCCACACCCUCCCCACACCCUCCCCACACCCUCCCCACACCCUCCCCACACCCUCCCCACCCUCCCCACACCUCCCCACAUCCUCCCCACACCCUCCCCACACCCUCCCCACACCCUCCCCACACCCUCCCCACAUCCUCCCCACACCCUCCCCACACCCUCCCCACACCCUCCCCACACCCUCCCCACAUCCUCCCCACACCCUCCCCACACCCUCCCCACAUCCUCCCCACACCCUCCCCACACCCUCCCCACAUCCUCCCCACACCCUCCCCACACCCUCCCCACAUCCUCCCCACACCCUCCCCACACCCUCCCCACAUCCUCCCCACACCCUCCCACACCCUCCCCACAUCCUCCCCACACCCUCCCCACACCCUCCCCACAUCCUCCCCACACCUCCCCAACACCCUCCCCACAUCCUCCCCACACCCUCCCACACCCUCCCCACACCUCCCCAGCACCUCCCCACACCCUCCCACACCCUCCCCACAUGCUCUCCCCACCACCUCUCCCCACACCCAUCCCCACAUCCUCCCACACCCUCCCCACACCCCUCCCCCACAUCCCUCCCACACCCUCCCCACACCCUCCCCCACAUCCUCCCCACACCAUCCCCACACCCUCCCCACAUCCUCCCCACACCCUCCCCACACCCUCCCCACAUCCUCCCCACACCUCCUCCCCACACCCUCCCAAUCCUCCCACACCCUCCCCACACCUCCCACUCCUCCCCACACCCUCCCCACACCCUCCCCACAUCCUCCCCACACCCUCCCCACACCCUCCCCACAUCCUCCCACACCCUCCCACACCCUCCCCACAUCCUCCCCACACCCUUCCCCACACCCUCCCCACAUCCUCCCCACACCCUCCCCACACCCUCCCACAUCCUCCCCACACCUCCCCACACCCUCCCAAUCCUCCCCACACCCUCCCACAUCUCCCACAUCCUCCCCACACCCUCCCCACACCCUCCCCACAUCCUCCCACACCCUCCCCACACCCUCCCCACACCCUCCCCCACCCCCUCCCCACACCCUCCCCACAUCCUCCCCACACCCUCCCCACACCCUCCCCACAUCCCUCCCCACACCCUCCCCACACCCUCCCCACACCUCCCCACACCCUCCCCACACCCUCCCCACACCCUCCCCACAUCCUCCCCACACCCUCCCACACCCUCCCCACACCCUCCCCACACCCUCCCCACACCCUCCCCACAUCCUCCCCACACCCUCCCCACACCUCCCCACACCCUCCCCACACUCCUCCCCACACCCUCCCCACACCCUCCCCACACCCUCCCACACCCUCCCACAUCCUCCCCACCACCCUCCCCACACCCUCCCCACAUCCCUCCCCACACCUCACCACAUCCUCCCACACCCUCCCCACACCCUCCCCACACCCUCCCCACACCCUCCCACACCCUCCCCACACCCUCCCACACCCUCCCCACACCCUCCCCACACCCUCCCCACACCCUCCCCACACCCUCCCCACACCCUCCCCACACCCUCCCCACAUCCUCCCCACACCCUCCCCACACCCUCCCCACACCCUCCCCACACCCUCCCCACAUCCCCACACCCUCCCCACACCCUCCCCACACCCUCCCCACACCCUCCCCACAUCCUCCACACCCUCCCCACACCCUCCCCACAUCCUCCCCACACCCUCCCCACACCCUCCCCACAUCCUCCCCACACCCUCCCCACACCCUCCCCACAUCCUCCCCACACCCUCCCCACACCCUCCCCACAUCCUCCCCACACCCUCCCCACACCCUCCCCACAUCCUCCCCACACCCUCCCCACACCCUCCCCACAUCCUCCCCACACCCUCCCCACACCCUCCCCACAUCCUCCCCACACCCUCCCCACACCUCCCCACAUCCUCCACACACCCUCCCCACACCCUCCCCACAUCCUCCCCACACCCUCCCCACACCCUCCCCACAUCCUCCCCACACCCUCCCCACACCCUCCCCACAUCCUCCCCACACCCUCCCCACACCCUCCCCACAUCCUCCCCACACCCUCCCCACACCCUCCCCACAUCCUCCCCACACCCUCCCCACACCCUCCCCACAUCCUCCCCACACCCUCCCCACACCCUCCCCACAUCCUCCCCACACCCUCCCACACCUCCCCACACCCUCCCCACAUCCUCCCCACACCCUCCCCACACCCUCCCCACACCCUCCCCACAUCCUCCCCACACCUCCCCACACCCUCCCCACAUCCUCCCCACACCCUCCCCCACCACCCUCCCCACACCCUCCCACAUCCUCCCAAACCCUCCCCACACCCUCCCCACACCUCCCCACACCCUCCCCACACCCUCCCCACAUCCUCCCCACACCCUCCCCACACCCUCCCACAUCCUCCCCACACCCUCCCCACACCCUCCCCACAUCCUCCCCACACCCUCCCCACACCCUCCCACACCCUCCCCACAUCCCUCCCCACACCCUCCCCACACCCUCCCCACACCCUCCCCACAUCCCUCCCCACACCCUCCCCACACCCUCCCCACACCCUCCCCACACCCUCCCCACACCCUCCCCACACCCUCCCCACACCCUCCCCACACCCUCCCCACACCCUCCCCACACCCUCCCCACACCCUCCCCACACCCUCCCCACACCUCCCCACACCCCCCCACACCCUCCCCACACCCUCCCCACAUACCCUCCCCACACCCUCCCCACACCCUCCCCACACCUCCCCACACCCUCCCCACAUCCCUCCCCACACCCUCCCCACACCCUCCCCACCAUCCCUCCCCACACCCUCCCACAUCCUCCCCACACCUCCCACACCCUCCCAACACCCUCCCCACAUCCCUCCCCACAACCUCCCCACACCCUCCCCACAUCCUCCCCACACCCUCCCCACACCCUCCCCACAUCCCUCCCCACACCCUCCCCACACCCUCCCCACAUCCUCCCCACACCCUCUCCCACACCCUCCCCACAUCCCUCCCCACACCCUCCCCCACACCCUCCCCACAUCCUCCCCACACCCUCCCCACACCCUCCCCACAUCCUCCCCACACCCUCCCCACACCCUCCCCACAUCCUCCCCACACCCUCCCCACACCCUCCCCACAUCCUCCCCACACCCUCCCACACCCUCCCCACAUCCUCCCCACACCUCCCCACACCCUCCCCACAUCCUCCCCACACCCUCCCCACACCCUCCCACAUCCUCCCCACACCCUCCCCACACCUCCCACUCCCCACACCUCCCACACCCUCCCCACAUCCUCCCCACACCCUCCCCACACCCUCCCCACAUCCUCCCCACACCCUCCCCACACCCUCCCCACACUCCUCCCCACACCCUCCCACAACCCUCCCCACAUCCCUCCCCACACCCUCCCCCACACCCUCCCCACAUCCUCCCCACACCCUCCCCACACCCUCCCCACACCCUCCCCACACCCUCCCCACAUCCUCCCCACACCUCCCCACACCCUCCCCACACCCUCCCCACACCCUCCCCACAUCCUCCCCACACCCUCCCACACCCUCCCCACACCCUCCCACACCCUCCCCACACCCUCCCCACACCCUCCCCACACCCUCCCCACACCCUCCCCACACCCUCCCCCACCCUCCCCACACCCUCCCCACACCCUCCCCACACCCUCCCCACACCCUCCCCACAUCCUCCCCACACCCUCCCCACACCCUCCCCACUCCCUCCCCACACCCUCCCCACAUCCUCCCCACACCCUCCCCACACCCUCCCCACAUCCUCCCACACCCUCCCCACACCCCUCCCCCACACCCUCCCCACACCCUCCCCACAUCCUCCCCACACCCUCCCCACACCCUCCCCACAUCCUCCCCACACCCUCCCCACACCCUCCCCACAUCCUCCCCACACCCUCCCCACACCCUCCCCACAUCCUCCCCACACCCUCCCCACACCCUCCCCACAUCCUCCCACACCCUCCCCACACCCUCCCCACAUCCUCCCCCACACCCUCCCCACACCCUCCCCACAUCCUCCCCACACCCUCCCCACACCCUCCCACAUCCUCCCCACACCCUCCCCACACCCUCCCCACAUCCUCCCCACACCCUCCCCACACCCUCCCCACAUCCUCCCCACACCCUCCCCACACCCUCCCCACAUCCUCCCCACACCCUCCCCACACCCUCCCCACAUCCUCCCCACACCCUCCCCACACCCUCCCCACAUCCUCCCCACAGCCCUCCCCACACCCUCCCCACAUCCUCCCCACACCCUCCCCACACCCUCCCCACAUCCUCCCCACAACCCUCCCCACACCCUCCCCACAUCCUCCCCACACCCUCCCCACACCCUCCCCACAUCCUCCCCACACCCUCCCCACACCCUCCCCACAUCCUCCCCACACCUCCUCCCCACACCCUCCCCACAUCCUCCCCACACCCUCCCCACACCCUCCCCACAUCCUCCCCACACCCUCCCCACACCCUCCCCACAUCCUCCCCACACCCUCCCCCACACCCUCCCCACAUCCUCCCCACACCCUCCCCACACCCUCACCCACAUCCUCCCCACACCCCUCCCCACACCCUCCCCCACAUCCUCCCCACACCCUCCCCACACCCUCCCCACAUCCUCCCCACACCCUCCCCACACCCUCCCCACAUCCUCCCCACACCCUCCCACACCCUCCCCACAUCCUCCCCACACCCUCCCACACCACCUCCCACAUCCUCCCCACACCCUCCCCACACCCUCCCCACAUCCUCCCACACCCUCCCCACACCCUCCCCACAUCCUCCCCACACCCUCCCCACACCCUCCCCACAUCCUCCCCACACCCUCCCCACACCCUCCCCCACAUCCUCCCCCACACCCUCCCCCACACCCUCCCCACACCCUCCCCACACCCUCCCCACACCCUCCCCACAUCCCUCCCCACACCCUCCCCACACCCUCCCACAUCCUCCCCACACCCUCCCCACACCCUCCCCACAUCCUCCCACACCCUCCCCACACCCUCCCCACAUCCUCCCCACACCCUCCCCACACCCUCCCCACAUCCUCCCCACACCCUCCCCACCACCCUCCCCACAUCCUCCCCACACCCUCCCACACCCUCCCCACAUCCUCCCCACACCCUCCCCACACCCUCCCCACAUCCUCCCCACACCCUCCCCACACCCUCCCCACAUCCUCCCCACACCCUCCCCACACCCUCCCCACAUCCUCCCCACACCCUCCCCCACACCCUCCCCAACAUCCUCCCCACACCCUCCCCACACCCCUCCCCACAUUCUCCCCACACCCUCCCACACCCUCCCCACAUCCUCCCCACCACCCUCCCACACCCUCCCCCAUCCUCCCCACACCCUCCCACACCCUCCCACAUCCUCCCCACACCCUCCUCCCCACACUCCUCCCCACACCCUCCCCACACCCUCCCCACAUCCUCCCCACACCCUCCCCACACCCUCCCCACAUCCUCCCACACCCUCCCCACAUCCUCCCACCCUCCCCACCCCCUCCCACAUCCUCCCCACACCCUCCCCACACCCUCCCCACAUCCUCCCCACACCCUCCCCACACCCUCCCCACAUCCUCCCCACACCCUCCCCACACCCUCCCCACAUCCUCCCCACACCCUCCCCACACCCUCCCCACAUCCUCCCCACACCCUCCCCACACCCUCCCACAUCCUCCCCACACCCUCCCCACACCCUCCCCACAUCCUCCCCACACCCUCCCCACACCCUCCCCACAUCCUCCCCACACCCUCCCCACACCCUCCCCACAUCCUCCCCCACACCCUCCCCACACCCUCCCCACAUCCUCCCCACACCCUCCCCACACCCUCCCCACAUCCCCCCACACCCUCCCCACACCCUCCCCCACAUCCUCCCCACACCCUCCCCACACCCUCCCCACAUCCUCCCCACACCCUCCCCACACCCUCCCCACAUCCUCCCCACACCCUCCCCACACCCUCCCCACAUCCUCCCCACACCCUCCCCACACCCUCCCCACAUCCUCCCCACACCCUCCCCACACACCCUCCCCACAUCCUCCCCACACCCUCCCCACACCCUCCCCACAUCCUCCCCACACCCUCCCCACACCCUCCCCACAUCCUCCCACACCCUCCCACACCCUCCCCACAUCCUCCCCACACCCUCCCCACAUCCCUCCCCCACAUCCCUCCCCACACCCUCCCCACACCCUCCCCACAUCCUCCCCACACCCUCCCCACACCCUCCCCACAUCCUCCCCACACCCUCCCCACACCCUCCCCACAUCCUCCCCACACCCUCCCCACACCCUCCCCACAUCCUCCCCACACCCUCCCCACACCCUCCCCACAUCCUCCCCACACCCUCCCCACACCCUCCCCACAUCCUCCCCACACCCUCCCCACACCCUCCCACAUCCUCCCCACACCCUCCCCACACCCUCCCCACAUCCUCCCCACACCCUCCCCACACCCUCCCCACAUCCUCCCCAACCCUCCCCACACCCGCCCCACGUGUAGCCUCCCCACACCCUCCCCACACCCUCCCCCCCCAACAUCCCCACACACCCUCCCCACACCCUCCCCACAUCCUCCCCACCCCUCCCCACACCCUCCCCACACCCGCCCCACACCCUCCCCACAUCCUCCCCACACCCCUCCCCACACCCUCCCCACACCACUCCCCACACCCUCCCCCACAUCCUCCCCACACCCUCCCCACACCCUCCCCACACCCUCCCCACACCCUCCCCACAUCCUCCCCACACCUCCCCACACCCUCCCCACACCCUCCCCACAACCCUCCCCAAUCCUCCCCACAACCUCCCACCACCCUCCCCACACCCUCCCCACACCCUCCCCACACCCUCCCCACACCCUCCCCACACCCUCCCCACACCUCCCCACACCCUCCCCACAUCCUCCCCACACCCUCCCCCACCCCCGCCCAAGCACCCUCCCACACCCUCCCCACACCCUCCCCACACCCUCCCCACAUCCUCCCCACACCCUCCCCACACCCUCCCCACAUCCUCCCCACACCCUCCCCACACCCUCCCCACAUCCUCCCCACACCCUCCCCACACCCUCCCCACAUCCUCCCCACACCCUCCCCACACCCUCCCCACAUCCUCCCCACACCCUCCCCACACCCUCCCCACACUCCUCCCCCACACCCUCCCCACACCCUCCCCACAUCCUCCCCACACCCUCCCCACACCCUCCCCACAUCCUCCCCACACCCUCCCCACAUCCCUCCCCACAUCCUCCCCACACCCUCCCCACACCCUCCCCACAUCCUCACCCACACCCUCCCCACACACCCUCCCCACAUCCUCCCCACACCCUCCCCACACCCUCCCCACAUCCUCCCCACACCCUCCCCCACAACCCUCCCCACAUCCUCCCCACCCCUCCCCACAACCCUCCCCACAUCCCUCCCCACACCCUCCCCACACCCUCCCACAUCCUCCCCACACCCUCCCCACACCCUCCCCCACCCUCCCCACACCCUCCCCACACUCCUCCCCACACCCUCCCCACACCCUCCCCACACCCUCCCACAUCCUCCCCACACCCUCCCCACACUCCUCCCCACAUCCUCCCCACACCCUCCCCACACCCUCCCCACAUCCUCCCACACCCUCCCCACACCCUCCCACAUCCCUCCCCACACCCUCCCCACACCCUCCCCACAUCCUCCCCACACCCUCCCCACACCCUCCCCACACCUCCCCACACCCUCCCCACACCCUCCCACAUCCUCCCCACACCCUCCCCACACCCUCCCCACAUCCUCCCCACACCCUCCCCACACCCUCCCCACAUCCUCCCCACACCCUCCCCACACCCUCCCCACAUCCUCCCACACCCUCCCCACACCCUCCCCACAUCCUCCCCACACCCUCCCCACACCCUCCCCACAUCCUCCCCACACCCUCCCCCACACCCUCCCCACAUCCUCCCCACACCCUCCCCCACACCCUCCCCACAUCCUCCCCACACCCUCCCCACACCCUCCCCACAUCCUCCCCACACCCUCCCCACACCCUCCCCACAUCCUCCCCACACCCUCCCCACACCCUCCCCACAUCCUCCCACACCUCCCCACACCCUCCCCAUCACACCCUUCCCCACACCCUCCCCAAUCCUCCCCACACCCUCCCCACACCCUCCCCACAUCCUCCCCACACCCUCCCCACACCCUCCCCACAUCCUCCCCACACCCUCCCCACACCCUCCCCACAUCCUCCCCACACCCUCCCCACACCCUCCCCACAUCCCUCCCCCCACCCUCCCCACACCCUCCCCACAUCCUCCCCACACCCUCCCCACACCCUCCCCACAUCCUCCCCACACCCUCCCCACACCCUCCCCACAUCCUCCCCACACCCUCCCCACACCCUCCCCACAUCCUCCCCACACCCUCCCCACACCCUCCCCACAUCCUCCCCACACCCUCCCCACACCCUCCCCACAUCCUCCCCACACCCUCCCCACACCCUCCCCACAUCCUCCCCACACCCUCCCCACACCCUCCCCACAUCCUCCCCACACCCUCCCCACACCCUCCCCACAUCCUCCCCACACCCUCCCCACACCCUCCCCACAUCCUCCCCCCACCCUCCCCACACCCUCCCCACAUCCUCCCCACACCCUCCCCACACCCUCCCCACAUCCUCCCACCCCUCCCCACACCCUCCCCACACCCUCCCCACAGUCCUCCCAAACCCUCCCCACACCUCCCCACAUCCUCCCCACACCCUCCCCACACCCUCCCCACAUCCUCCCACACCCUCCCCACCCUCCCCACAUCCUCCCCACACCCUCCCCACACCCUCCCCACAUCCUCCCCACACCCUCCCCACCCCUCCCCACAUCCUCCCCACACCCUCCCCACACCCUCCCCACAUCCUCCCCACACCCUCCCCACACCCUCCCCACAUCCUCCCACACCCUCCCCACACCCUCCCCACAUCCUCCCCACACCUCCCCACACCCUCCCCACAUCCUCCCCACACCCUCCCCACACCCUCCCCACAUCCUCCCCACACCCUCCCCCACACCCUCCCCACAUCCUCCCCACACCUCCCCCACACCUCCCCACAUCCUCCCCACACCCUCCCCACACCCUCCCACAUCCUCCCCACACCCUCCCCACACCCUCCCCACAUCCUCCCCACACCCUCCCCACACCCUCCCCACAUCUCCCCACACCCUCCCCAACCUCUCCCACAUCCUCCCACACCCUCCCCACACCCUCCCCACAUCCUCCCCACACCCUCCCACACCCUCCCCACAUCCUCCCCACACCCUCCCCACACCCUCCCCACAUCCUCCCCACACCCUCCCCACACCCUCCCCACAUCCUCCCCACACCCUCCCCACACCCUCCCCACAUCCUCCCCACACCCUCCCCACACCCUCCCCACAUCCUCCCCACACCCUCCCCACACCCUCCCCACAUCCUCCCCACACCCUCCCCACACCCUCCCCACAUCCUCCCCACACCCUCCCCACACCCUCCCACAUCCUCCCCACACCCUCCCCCACACCCUCCCCACAUCCUCCCCACACCCUCCCCACACCCUCCCCACAUCCUCCCCACACCCUCCCCACACCCUCCCCACAUCCUCCCCACACCCUCCCCACACCCUCCCCACAUCCUCCCCACACCCUCCCCACACCCUCCCCACAUCCUCCCCACACCCUCCCCACACCCUCCCCACAUCCUCCCACACCCUCCCCACACCCUCCCCACAUCCUCCCCACACCCUCCCCACACCCUCCCCACAUCCUCCCCACACCCUCCCCACACCCUCCCCACAUCCUCCCCACACCCUCCCCACACCCUCCCCACAUCCUCCCCACCCUCCCCACACCCUCCCCACACCUCCCCACACCCUCCCCACACCCUCCCCACAUCCUCCCCACACCCUCCCCACACCCUCCCCACAUCCUCCCCACACCCUCCCCACACCCUCCCCACAUCCUCCCCACACCCUCCCCACACCCUCCCCACAUCCUCCCCACACCCUCCCCCACACCCUCCCCACAUCCUCCCACACCCUCCCCACACCCUCCCCACUCCUCCCCACACCCUCCCACACCCUCCCCACAUCCUCCCCACACCCUCCCCCACACCCUCCCCACAUCCCUCCCCACCACCCUCCCCACACCCUCCCCACAUCCUCCCCACACCCUCCCCACACCCUCCCCACAUCCUCCCCACACCCUCCCCACACCCUCCCCACAUCCUCCCCACACCCUCCCCACACCCUCCCCACAUCCUCCCCACACCCUCCCCACACCCUCCCCACAUCCUCCCCACACCCUCCCCACACCCUCCCCACACCCUCCCCACACCCUCCCCACACCCUCCCCACAUCCUCCCACACCCUCCCCACACCCUCCCCACAUCCUCCCCACACCCUCCCCACACCCUCCCCACAUCCUCCCCACACCCUCCCCACACCCUCCCACAUCCCUCCCCCACACCCUCCCCACACCCUCCCCACAUCCUCCCCACACCCUCCCCACACCCUCCCCACAUCCUCCCCACACCCUCCCCACACCCUCCCCACACCUCCCCACACCCCUCCCCACACCCUCCCCACAUCCUCCCCACACCCUCCCCACACCCUCCCCACAUCCUCCCCACACCCUCCCCACACCCUCCCCACAUCCUCCCCACACCCCUCCCCACCACCCUCCCCACAUCCUCCCCACACCCUCCCCACACCCUCCCCACAUCCUCCCCACACCCUCCCCACACCCUCCCCACAUCCUCCCCACACCCUCCCCACACCCUCCCCACAUCCUCCCCACACCCUCCCCACACCCUCCCCACAUCCUCCCCACACCCUCCCCACACCCUCCCACAUCCUCCCCACACCCUCCCCCACACCCUCCCCACAUCCUCCCCACACCCUCCCCACACCCUCCCCACAUCCUCCCCACACCCUCCCCACACCCUCCCCACAUCCUCCCCACACCCUCCCCACACCCUCCCCACAUCCCUCCCCACACCCUCCCCACACCCUCCCCACAUCCUCCCCCACACCCUCCCCACACCCUCCCCACAUCCUCCCCACACCCUCCCCACACCCUCCCCACAUCCUCCCCACACCCUCCCCACACCCUCCCCACAUCCUCCCCACACCCUCCCCACACCCUCCCCACAUCCUCCCCACACCCUCCCCACACCCUCCCCACAUCCUCCCCACACCCUCCCCACACCCUCCCCACAUCCUCCCCACACCCUCCCCACACCCUCCCCACAUCCUCCCCACACCCUCCCCACACCCUCCCCACAUCCUCCCCACACCCUCCCCACACCCUCCCCACAUCCUCCCCACACCCUCCCCACACCCUCCCCACAUCCUCCCCACACCCUCCCCACACCCUCCCCACAUCCUCCCCACACCCUCCCCACACCCUCCCCACAUCCUCCCCACACCCUCCCCACACCCUCCCCACAUCCUCCCCACAUCCACCCUCCCCACACCUCCCACACCCUCCCCACAUCCUCCCCACACCCUCCCCACACCCUCCCCACAUCCUCCCCACACCCUCCCCACACCCUCCCCACAUCCUCCCCACACCCUCCCCACACCCUCCCCACAUCCUCCCCACACCCUCCCCACACCCUCCCCACACCCUCCCCACACCCUCCCCACACCCUCCCCACAUCCUCCCCACACCCUCCCCACACCCUCCCCACAUCCUCCCCACACCCUCCCCACACCCUCCCCACAUCCUCCCCACACCCUCCCCACACCCUCCCCACAUCCUCCCCACACCCUCCCCACACCCUCCCCACAUCCUCCCCACACCCUCCCCACACCCUCCCCACAUCCUCCCCACACCCUCCCCACACCCUCCCCACACCCUCCCCACACCCUCCCCACACCCUCCCCACAUCCUCCCCACACCCUCCCCACACCCUCCCCACAUCCUCCCCACACCCUCCCCACACCCUCCCCACAUCCUCCCCACACCCUCCCCACACCCUCCCCACAUCCUCCCCACACCCUCCCCACACCCUCCCCACAUCCUCCCCACACCCUCCCCACACCCUCCCCACACCCUCCCCACACCCUCCCCACACCCUCCCCACAUCCUCCCCACACCCUCCCCACACCCUCCCCACAUCCUCCCCACACCCUCCCCACACCCUCCCCACAUCCUCCCCACACCCUCCCCACACCCUCCCCACAUCCUCCCCACACCCUCCCCACACCCUCCCCACAUCCUCCCCACACCCUCCCCACACCCUCCCCACAUCCUCCCCACACCCUCCCCACACCCUCCCCACACCCUCCCCACACCCUCCCCACACCCUCCCCACAUCCUCCCCACACCCUCCCCACACCCUCCCCACAUCCUCCCCACACCCUCCCCACACCCUCCCCACAUCCUCCCCACACCCUCCCCACACCCUCCCCACAUCCUCCCCACACCCCCCCUCCUCGUCAUCCCUCCUUCCCUUUCCAGGUCCGAUCAGCCUGCUGGUCACCCCGCUCCUCCUCUUCUCCCUCUGCCCGCCCGAGCUCAAGGCCACGCCUCUGCGUCCCCCUUGCUCCCUUGCCUUUUCCCGCCCUCUUUACUGCACCCCCUUUCCUCCUUUCCAGGUCUCAUCGGCCUCCUCGUCACGCCGCUCCUCCUCUUCACCCUCUACCCGCCCGAGCUCAAGGACACUCCUGAGGCGCCUGGGCUGGCAGAGGUGAAGCUGAAGGAGAUGGGGCCUGUCACGCCCAACGAGCUCAUUAUGGUUGGCACCAUGCUGCUCGCCGUGUCCCUCUGGGUGCUCGGAGACUCUAUUGGCAUCCCUAGCGUGGUAGCGGCGAUGAUCGCCCUCUGUGUGCUGCUGCUUUCAGGAGUGCUCUCGUGGAACGACUGUCUCGCAGAGAAGUCAGCAUGGGACACACUGGCAUGGUUCGCCGUGCUAAUCGGCAUGUCAGCGCAACUCAACGCCAUGGGCAUCGUGCAGUGGAUGGCCGAUAACGUGGCAGCGGGGUUGACAGGCGCAGGAGGAGCGUGGGUUGGGAAUUUCUUCAAGCUCCAGGUGGGUGGUUCUCUCCUUGUAUUCCUGUCUCUUUGUGGUACCUUCACCACCCCUUUUUACCCUCUUUUCCUUUCCCUCCAGGCCAUGUAUUUCGAAUCGCACUACCUCUUUGCCAGCCAAACCAGCCACGUGGGUGCUCUCUACUGCUCAUGCCUGCAAGCCUCAUCCCACCCUUACCCCUACACCCUUUUUCCCCAUUUCACCAUUCCCAUGUUCCCUCAGGCUAUGUACUUUGGCUCGCACUACCUCUUUGCCAGCCAAACCGGCCACGUGGGCGCUCUCUAUUCGGCGUUCCUGGCGAUGCAGCUGGCGGCAGGCGUGCCAGGUGUCCUCGCAGCAUUGGCUCUCGAGCUCAACACCAACCUGUUUGGCUCCAUCACGCACUACAGCAGUGGGCAGGCUGCGUUGUACUAUGGAGCUGGCUACAUUGACCUGCCGGACGUGUUCAAGUUUGGGGCCAUCACAGCAGCGGUCAACUUCGCCAUUUGGAUCGCAGUUUGUGCCUUCUGGUGGAAGGUCAACGGCUUGUACUGA